GGAUAUCCCUAUUUCUAGCAAUCAAAACAAAUAUUUCUUCUAUUAACCUUUCAUUAUGAUAAAUAUAUCAUACCACGAACUAUAUAAUAAAGAAAAGCAAACCAUCUUCGUCUUGUUCUCAGUUUCUUCUCACAACAUCAUAAACCAAAAGCUCUCUACUCAAAGAGAAAAUAUAUAUAUUUCUUCAUCCAAGAUCUCAAGGAAUAUAAUGGGCAUAAAAGUUUCGUCAAAGAUCAAAAGGCUUCUUGCAUCCACAGCUUCGGGAAAUUCAAGUCCCAAAGAUGGUGAUAGCGUGGACGUCCGAGAAGAAUAUGCAAACGCCUUUCGUACAGAAUCAUACAAUCAGUUUUGGACACGUGUCAUUCAUUUAAACCGCAAAAAGUCCACGUUGUCUUCUUCUUCUUCACCGAUAGAAUCAUCCUCCACGUCAGUUCGUCUCAUGUCAUACCGCCUCUUCGCACAUAACCUACUAGAACCGGAUCCGAACACCGUUACUCGAAUCCUGGAUGUAUCCCGGGUCGGAAGACCCACCCGUACUCUUCUCGCUGAUUACUUCUUGGAAACAGCAAACGCUUUCUUGCUUUGCACGUUGUUACUCAAAAACAUUCACCGUCUCCGGUCCAAAUACGAAUCUUUAAAGCCCAAGAUUCAGUCCGACAAACAUAACUCGUUGGCUUUUUUAGACCAAUUCACGGAGCUAUCAAGAUGGUUCGACCCGUUUAUCUCGUCCGGUUCUCGAAUUCAAUUAACAAGAACCGGCUGUUUAAACCUUCUAAAACGGUUAGAGUCGAGCCGAGACAAGACACGAGCCAAGCUCAAGCUCGUCAACGGACUAACUCACAGCUCAGGCCUUCUCGUUUUGGCUUUGACCACUACGUUGAUUGUAACCAUCGCCUCUCACGCCUUCGCUUUGUUCAUAGCCGGUCCGACACUUUUAACCGGUCGAUUCAAACCGGUUGGUUUAAGGAACAAGCUGACGAAAACUGCCGCUCGUCUCGACGUGGCUGCGAAAGGUACUUACAUUUUAAGCCGUGACUUGGACACGAUAAGCCGGUUGGUGACCCGGAUAAAUGAUGAAGUGGAACACGUUAGAGCCAUGGCUGAGUUUUGGGCUGGGAGGGGAUCGGGUCGGGUUCGAGGCGGGGAGGAAGUGGCUCGGGAGUUGAAGAGAUGCGAAGAGUGUUUUAGUGAAGAGCUUGAUGAGCUUGAAGAACAUAUCUACUUGUGUUUCAUGACUAUUAAUCGAGCAAGGAAUCUUGUUGUUAGAGAGAUUAUGCAUUCGGAUGAUCCACCUGAUUGUUCAUUCGCUCCCAAAUCCAAAUAAACAUUGUACUAAUUAUAUAUUUACUUUCAUGUUGAUUACCAUUUUAAUGUAAAUCUCCUUUAUUGACCAAAAUGCAUGUAUAGUAAAUGAUUACAGCCAAUUAAGUCAAACAAAU
Messenger RNA from Eruca vesicaria subsp. sativa (arugula), 1439 nucleotides. The record is from the annotation of a GenBank genome assembly. NCBI's taxonomy places the organism in Eukaryota, Viridiplantae, Streptophyta, Magnoliopsida, Brassicales, Brassicaceae.